Labrus mixtus (cuckoo wrasse) is the source of this 1943-nucleotide messenger RNA. Its product is annotated as homeobox protein Hox-A2a. The coding region runs from base 463 to 1563 and encodes 366 amino acids. The record is from RefSeq and is a predicted model, not a curated record. NCBI's taxonomy places the organism in Eukaryota, Metazoa, Chordata, Actinopteri, Labriformes, Labridae. Gene Ontology annotation, molecular function: DNA binding; DNA-binding transcription factor activity, RNA polymerase II-specific. Gene Ontology annotation, biological process: regulation of DNA-templated transcription. The transcript has 2 exons.
AAUCCGCGCACACCAGGCUGGGCUGCUUCCCUGUAAUAGUGAGCGUCAGCCAUUCUUAAAAACACAGAUUUUGUGGCUUAGUGGAGUGGACUGGAGGGGCGCGAGGAGCAUAAACUGAGCGGACAAAGAUGUAAAUAAAAACAGCCAUCUCCCUGCUGAGCGAGGCGUUCUUCAGCAGAGUUUUUGGAUCAAUCAGGCAGACAGGGGCUUCUUUUGAUUAAACCCCAAAUUGUCAUUGGGCAGAGGUAAUCAUGUGACAGGCAAUUCGGUCCAAUUUCAACCUUGUCUCCAUGAAUUCAAUAGUUUAACUCUAGCUCGGUCCCCAUACGGCCGUAAUCAGUGAAAUAGAAAAAACACCACCAGGAGAUUUUUUUAAUGAUUUUUUUCUUCCUCGUCCUCACUGAGCUGCAACAUUUCUAAAAUAUACGCGUGCAAACUUUCCUCGGCUCUCAGGGAGCGGAGAUGAAUUACGAAUUCGAGCGAGAGAGCGGUUUUAUCAAUAGUCAGCCGUCGCUUGCUGAGUGCCUGACAUCUUUCCCCCCUGUCGCUGAUUCAUUUCAAAGUUCAUCAAUCAAGAGCUCGACGCUUUCACGCCCGACACUGAUUCCUCCUCCCUUUGAGCAGACCAUCCCCAGCCUCAACCCGGGCAGCCAUCCGAGGCACGGCCGGCCCAGGCACAGCCCCGAUGGAUGCAGCCCGCUGCCCACAGCCUCCUUACCCCCGGAGUACCCGUGGAUGCGCGAGAAGAAAGCGUCCAAGAGGAACCACCUGCCGACCUCCACCGCCACUACCACAAUCUCGAAUGGACCCGUGUGCUUCUCCCCGAAAGGCUCGCCUGAGAUCGUGGAGAGCGCCGGAGGAGGCGGAGGCUCCCGGCGGCUGAGGACAGCGUAUACCAACACGCAGCUGCUGGAGCUGGAGAAGGAGUUCCACUUCAACAAGUAUUUGUGCCGACCAAGGAGGGUUGAGAUAGCGGCCCUGCUGGACCUGACCGAGAGGCAGGUUAAAGUGUGGUUCCAAAAUCGGCGCAUGAAGCACAAACGGCAGACGCAGAGCAAGGAGAACCACAACGGGGAGGGAAAGGGGCCGUGUGCCGAAGACGGCAUCCACAGCGAGGAGGAGGAGGAGGACGAGACGGGCCCCCUGUACGAGCGGAGCGGGGCCCUGCUGGAGAGAGAUACCUGCUCCUUUCAGAAUAACUCUCUCGGCUCCUCACAGCACCUCCACAAUAGCGAGGCUUUGGGUUUUGCUGCUGGGCCGCUGAACAGCAAUGACAAAAAUCUGAAACAUUUUCCCAACCCGUCACCCACUGUUCCGGGAUGCAUGUCAACAAUGGGCCCCGGCUCGGCAUCUGGCCCGGACAAUGGCAACAGUCCCCCGGCCCUGGAUGUUUCUUUACACGAUUUUCAACCUUUCUCCUCGGAUUCCUGCCUACAGCUCUCCGACGCAGCCUCGCCGAGCCUGUCAGAAUCUCUGGAUAGUCCCGUGGACAUUUCCACGGACAGUUUCUAUUUUUUCUCGGAGUCUCUUACUACAAUCGACCUGCAGCAUCUGAGUUAUUAACUAAACUCAAUCACAAUAAUUAUUUGCUCUUUUCGGGACACUAAAAAUCAGGCUUCGGUGGUAUUAACUCUGGUGUUAUUUGUAUAUUCGGCACAUUUAUUCUGUUGAUAUUUGACUUGACGAUUAAUACAAGGUAAGGAUGGAAUUAAAUCACUGAAUUUGUUUUACUCAAAGUUGCAGUUACCAUAACAAAUUUAAUUCUUGAAAUGGAAAUUAUGAGUUUGUGGCUGUGUGUGUGUGUGGGUGUGUGUGGCUGUGUGUGUGUUUGUAAAUAAGUAUACAAUAUUAGGCCAAUGGAAACUGGUCCUUUAUUUUUUGUAUAGCUUCCAAUGUCUUGGAUAUUUUUGUUAGAAUACAAAUAACUUGCUACAAUCUCCUUU